GUGUUCCGUAAAUUUUAUUCAGAUCCCCGUCAAAUUAUUUAUGAUGGCAGAGAAGGCACUUGAGAAGUGCAGUGAAAGUCCAAAGAUUUUAGUGAAAGCUUCUGAAGAGGGGACAGUCCAGACUCCAGAAGAGUUUAGGAAAUUGUGCAGCCAUUACUCUAGGGGAUGCUCACUCGUGUCCCCGUGCUGCAAUAAAGUCUAUCCUUGUCGUGUCUGCCAUAACGAGAAGGAGUUGCACGAGAUAGAUCGGUUUGCAAUCACAGAGAUAGUCUGUCGGAAAUGCGAAGAGAGACAAAAAAUAGCCAAAACAUGCAUAAAAUGUUCUUUAACCUUUUCAAGAUACACUUGUUUUGUCUGUAAUCUUUUUGAUGACGCAGAGAAGGGUCAGUAUCAUUGCUCAAAGUGUGGAAUAUGCAGGAUUGGAGGUCGGGAUAACUUCUUUCACUGUGACACAUGUGGCCUGUGUCUGCAGAAGUCCCUGAAGGAAGCUCACAAGUGUGUCCAGCAAGCAUCCCAUUCUAACUGUCCUGUCUGUAUGGAGGAUCUCCAUUCCUCAAGAACUGCUGCACAUGUUCCAAGAUGUGGGCACCUUUUACACAAUACUUGUUUUCAGGAAAUGCUAAAGAACAACCUAUACCAGUGCCCACAGUGCCAGACCAGUAUGCUUGAUAUGAGCAGUCAGUGGGAGAGGAUGGAUGAAGAGAGGCAGCAAUGGGUGCUACCUCCGGAACUGCAAAGCUUCAGCGUCAAGAUUCAAUGUAGGGAUUGUCGAAAUGAAGGUGAUGCCCUGUUCCACUUCAUUGGACUCAAGUGUAUAGACUGUGGUUCUUAUAACACUGUACGCUGUGGAAACGAGAUCCUCCCACUUAAUGACGUUGAUGAAGUUGAUCGCAAUGUCCCUGAUCAAAUUCAAGCGGAAGAGGAAGAAGAUGAAUAUUACGAUGAAGAUGAUGAAGAUGGUUCCGUGCUCAUACAUAUUGAGGAGGAGGCUCUAGAGACGGAUCAUAUCCUACAGAUAUUGGAUCGCAUUUUUCCUAAUGAUCCUGCUGAUGAUUUUUUUGAAGAUCUCUUAGAUCCAGAUAGCAACGAAGAAGGGGAGGAUGAGGAGGAAGAUGAUGUUGAAUUUCUUACUGAUGAAGUGGUUGGUGGGGCUAAUCUAAUCCUUGAUCCUCUUUCUGGUCUUAUCGAUAUUCUUCCUCAUCACUUGAAUCUUAACAAUGACCCAGAUCAUGAUGAUGAUGAUGAUGACGAAGAUGAAGAAAACGCUCAAUUCGUUCCACCUUGGAUGAAUCCGUCUUCCGUCAUUUCGACAAUUUUUGGUACCGGUGAAUCAAACGCUCAUCAUUUCCUGCCAUACCUGCCGCCCACUGCUACGGCCAAUGAUCACUUACAGGCUCCACAGAUAUGGGAAGUGUCUUCAGACGAAGGUGAAGCUGCUGGUGAGAGCGAGUCAAAUGACGUCGUACAAGGAGAAGGAGAAGGAGGGGAGGAGGAAGCGGGUGAAUGGGAGGAGGAAGCGGGUGAAUGGGAGGAUGAAGAGGGUCAAUGGGAGACAUCAAGUGAGGAGGAGACCGUCGGAGGGGAUGAGGAGAACCUUGGGAAGGAGUGUCUCCUACCGGAAGAGGAGGCUACCAAUCAAUUGGAAGACGUAGCCCCUGCUCAUUAAUUAGAAUAAAUAGUAAAUCAACCUUUAAGGAAUGUUAGAAUAUUAAGUAUUUCCAUUACAAUAAAGACAAUGUACAGUACAUAUGCUAGUUGCAAUAGCCAUAUUUCUUGACAUAUACAUAGCACACUUUGUUGUCAAUUUUAAUUCCCAAAGAUAAUUUAUUGUUAUAAUGAAA
Molecule: messenger RNA, 1841 nt
Organism: Amphimedon queenslandica
Lineage: Eukaryota; Metazoa; Porifera; Demospongiae; Haplosclerida; Niphatidae
Exons: 9
Coding region: 41-1666 (541 amino acids)
Biological process (GO): protein ubiquitination; ubiquitin-dependent protein catabolic process
Cellular component (GO): nucleus
Molecular function (GO): ubiquitin protein ligase activity; zinc ion binding
Source: RefSeq, a predicted model, not a curated record